AUGCCUGCGAAAUAUUCUCGCAAGACUAGUGGGCGCCGCAAAACAGGCUGUCCAAACUGCCGCCGUCGGCGAAUCAAAUGCGAUGAGAAAGCCCCAUGCAGCUACUGUGUCCGAAGAGGACUGGAAUGCAACCCGCCGGAGUUUAUUGUGCCAGAACGAUGGACAAGAUCUUCGCUUGCACGCGCAGAAGGUGCUGGAUUACUAGACGCCUCGCAGGUGCCAGAAUCAACGUAUGAUGUAUUCCAACAUGCCCAUUUCGUCAUUCAGUCCCCCGCACGGGGCGACCGAGACUCGCCUCACCCUUGCCCCGACAUUUUGAAUGAAGAGACAGCUGGCCUCCUCCGAAUCUACCAACGAGGGAUAGGGAUCUGGAUGGAUAUAUUCGACCAUACCAGGACCUAUCAGAAUGAGGUGGUCCGCUGUUCGCUCUCAUCACCCCUCCUGAUGCAUGCAAUCUGCGCCAUGUCUGCGAAGCAGAUGAGUCUGAUCGAGAAUAAAUUCCUCUGGGAGCCAGUCGCAUCAAGAUUCUAUGGAGGGAGUCUCAGUCUACUGAUCAAAGAACUCGCCGACCCCGGAACCGACCGUGAGCUGCUACUGGCAGCUACUAUCAUACUGGGAAGCUACGAGCUCCUCGCGGAACCUGGAGUUGACUAUCAAAAACAUCUCUAUGGCGCCCGCACUCUAAUCCAGUCCUUCAAAAUUGGAGCCAAGGAGUCUCGAUUUGAGCAGGCCAGCUUCUGGAUCUAUGCACGACAAGAUGUCGCUUUGGCACUGGUGAAUGAGUGCCCAACACUUAUCCUCCCGGAUCAAUGGCCACCACUACCCAAGCAUGCCGAUUCCAGCGAAGAAAUAUUUGGAAAUACCGUUUUGCAGCUACUCGCAAAAGUCAUUGGUCUCAAGUUCAGUCGAAAGGACGGCUUGUGGUCUGGCGAAAGACUUGAGGCCGUGCGGCAGCUUCUUUCGGAGAUCGAGUCACUGUGGUCUCGUAUUCCCCAUCAUAUCCGUGGGAUUCGCAUGAGAAAUGUCGUGGAUGAGAGUGAAGGAAUAUCCCGGAUCUGGUUCUGUGAUCCCGCAGCAGGUAAUUGA
This is a messenger RNA of Penicillium alfredii, 1086 nucleotides long. Its product is annotated as Zn(II)2Cys6 transcription factor. NCBI's taxonomy places the organism in Eukaryota, Fungi, Ascomycota, Eurotiomycetes, Eurotiales, Aspergillaceae. The record is from RefSeq and is a predicted model, not a curated record. Bases 1 to 1086 code for a protein of 361 amino acids. Gene Ontology annotation, molecular function: transcription cis-regulatory region binding; zinc ion binding; DNA-binding transcription factor activity, RNA polymerase II-specific. Gene Ontology annotation, cellular component: nucleus. The transcript has 3 exons. Gene Ontology annotation, biological process: positive regulation of transcription by RNA polymerase II.